Messenger RNA from Cercopithifilaria johnstoni, 408 nucleotides. Lineage: Eukaryota; Metazoa; Nematoda; Chromadorea; Rhabditida; Onchocercidae. The record is from the annotation of a GenBank genome assembly.
GUUAGCCUUGCAUAUGCAUAUGAAACAAAGGACGAUUUAUGCUUAGUUUUGACGCUUAUGAACGGAGGUGAUCUGAAGUUUCACUUAUAUAAUUUAAUACCUGGUGGAUUUGAAGAAAAACGUGUGCAGUUUUACGCUGCUGAAAUUACUUUGGCCUUGCAACAUUUACACAAGGAGCAUAUUAUUUACAGGGACCUAAAACCAGAAAAUAUUCUUCUUGAUGAUUAUGGGCAUGUCCGAAUAUCUGACUUAGGACUUGCAGUUGAGUUAAGAGAUAAUGAACCCAUAAAAGGACGUGUUGGCACAGUUGGUUAUAUGGGUGAGUCAGUUUUAAAGUUAUUUUAUUGUCGGAUGAGAUAUUACUGUAAGACGCAAUUAUGUGAACAAUCAGAAGCUGUUAUGGAAUAA